Linepithema humile (Argentine ant) is the source of this 1387-nucleotide messenger RNA. RefSeq lists its product as uncharacterized. NCBI's taxonomy places the organism in Eukaryota, Metazoa, Arthropoda, Insecta, Hymenoptera, Formicidae. The record is from RefSeq and is a predicted model, not a curated record.
CAUUUUUUGACUGCGUCAAACUGUCUCUACCUCCAUACGAAAAUGGAUGCCAAGAAAAUAAAAUAAAAAAUUCGAGCACAAAAAUAUCGUCAACUUAAAAAAUUUAAACGCGAUUAUUUAUAUGAACGAGGAAAACGUGAUGCAUGUAAUAAACCAAGUUUUAGCGGUGUAACUUCAAAAGAUUAUAUGGAUAAUAUAAAUGUAAGAGAAGAAUUGAGUGAUUCCGAUGUAAAUCAUAUGGAUGACAUAAACGUAGAAGAAGUGUUGAGUGAUUCCAGUAAUUAUACGGACAAUAUAAACGUAGGAGAAGUGAUGAAUGAUUUUAAUGGAAGUGAUUCAGAAACUGUGAAUGAAGAAAUUGAUAAUAAUAAUGAUCAGAGUGAUGUUAAUGAGCAUAUAAUUGAUGAAGAAGAAAUCGAAGAAAUAUCGAAACUACGAUCGUGGGCUAUUGAAUGUAAAAUUCCGCUAGUACAUCUUGAUAAAUUGUUAAAAAUCCUUCAACAAAGACUCUUGCCUACAUUACCAAAAUCAUCAACAACGUUUUUAAAAACUAGUACCUUAUCAUAUGAAAUAAGCAAAAUGGAAGACUGCGAUAACAUUACAAAUGGAGAAUAUUCGUAUUUUGGUGUUGAACAAGGAUUGCAAUCUUGCGUCAAUUCUGAAAUACAUUCUGGCAACCUUAUCGAAUUACAAAUUAACAUUGAUGGAAUGAAACUAUUUAAAUCGAGUAUAAAAUCUAUGUGGCCUAUUCUAAUCAAAAAUACAUUUCAAGCCAGACAUUUAUAAGCCCUUUGUAGCUGCUGCUUAUGUGGGUAAUAGUAAACCCAAAUCAAUCAAUUUUUUUAUGAAAGAUUUUAUUGCUGAAAUUAAUAUCUUGCAAAACAGAGGUACAGUUAUAAAUAACAAACAUUAUGGUAUAAAAAUAAAAUGUUUCAUUUGUGACACACCUGCCAGAGCAUACCUUAAAUGUAUUAAAGGUCACAAUGCAAAAUAUAGUUGUGAACGAUGUCUGAUAGAGCGUCAAACUAAGCAUAAGAUAGCCACAUAUUUAGAUGUUAAUUGCCCUAAAAGAAGCGAUGAAAGUUUCCGCAAUUUUUCUCAUAUGGACCAUCAUGUAGCAGUAUCACCUUUACUAUGCAUAAAGCCGCCAGUCAACAUGGUCAAUGAUUUCCUACUCGAUUCGAUGCACUUGUGCUACCUAGGAGUUAUGAAACGUUUAGUUGAUGCUUGGAUGUCAUCUGAUUUUAAUGUGCAGCUGAGUAAUAAUCAAAAAAAUUUAUUGUCAAGUCGAAUAGAAAAAAUAAGAUUUCAACAGCCCGAGGAAUUCCACCGAAAAAUUAGAGGUAUUGAGCACCAUGCUAAAUUUAAAGCCACGGAUUACCGAUUU